Camellia sinensis is the source of this 1842-nucleotide messenger RNA. Its product is annotated as putative WRKY transcription factor 53. The record is from RefSeq and is a predicted model, not a curated record. NCBI's taxonomy places the organism in Eukaryota, Viridiplantae, Streptophyta, Magnoliopsida, Ericales, Theaceae. Gene Ontology annotation, molecular function: transcription cis-regulatory region binding; DNA-binding transcription factor activity. Gene Ontology annotation, biological process: regulation of DNA-templated transcription. Gene Ontology annotation, cellular component: nucleus.
CUCUGCUUCCUCAACCCUCACUCCCUCCUCUCCAUACCGAACUCUGCUCCUCUAACCCAUAUCCAAACACCACCCAGUUUUCCAUCUGAAUUCCUCAAUCCAUCCAAUUCUGAUUCCUCAUUUUCUGCAAAUUGGAAUGCUUACUGGUAUGUGUUUUUGACUCUGCUCUGAAAACUAAUAAUCAGAAAGCAGAUACCAAAGUGUCAUUCCCACAUUUCUCCAAUCAUCAGUUUGCCUCAAAAAUUGUAUCAAACACUUUCCCACGGAUUCUUAAAAUAAAAAAAUUAUAAGAAGCAGUUAUAAACUGCACGUCGACUAGCACAUGUCAAAGCUUUUUUUUUCUCUACAUUCCCGUUUCAUAUGCCCUUUCUUAUGACCAUACCGGCAUUCAAUGUCUUUCUUUGAGCUCUGAUCACAAGUGUGAGGGGUUCUACUCCUCUCUCUCUCUCUCUCUCCCUGAUUUUUUUCCCCCCCAACAAUCACCAACCUCAAGUUGAUCAAAAUUUGCAUACAAAAUGGAGAAUGGUUUGAAUUGGGAACAAACACUGAUCAAUGAGCUGGCUCACGGGAUGGAGCUAGCCAAGCAACUAAGAGCUCACUUGAAUUCAACUUCCUCUGCCGAAAGUCGAGAAAUUUUACUACAGAGGAUACUAUCUUCAUACGAGAAGGCCUUUAUGAUUCUCAAGUGGAGUGGAUCAAUUGGACAUCCUCAGUUAUCGGCACCCAUCACCAAUUUGCCAGAGUCUUCAAUUUCAGGCGACGGGAGUCCUCAGAGCGAGGAAUUCGACCGGGGUUUUAAAGAUCAGCAGGACCAGAAUGAUGUUUCCAAGAAGAGAAAGGUGUUGCCCACAUGGACAGGACAAGUGAGGGUUUGCUCUGAGAAUGGGUUUGAAGGUCCCACGGAGGAUGGUUACAGUUGGAGAAAAUAUGGACAGAAAGACAUUCUUGGCGCCAAAUAUCCCAGAAGCUACUACAGAUGCACAUACCGCAGCCUUCAAAACUGCUGGGCUACAAAGCAAGUCCAACGAUCGGACGACGAUCCCACCAUCUUCGAAAUCAUCUACAGAGGGAGACACAGUUGCAACGAAACCCCCCACACAGCUCCACUACCACCACCCCCAUCAUCAUCAUCACUAGACAAACAAGAAUCAAAACCAAAAAACAAUCCCAACAAUUGCCAGCAGCAACAGCAAUCCCAAAACAUGUUUUUCAACUUCAGAACAAGCUCCAGAGUAGAUACUGAUGACUCGGACAACAAGGACAUGGCUUCUCAUUUCGAGUUUCCUUCGACAUCGUCACUCGUAUGGAACAAUGGCAAAAACAAUGCGAGUUUUGCAUUUUCAACACUCGUCCGUGAUAGCAUCCUGGAGAGUUGUUGUUCACCAUCGUUUGUGCCUCCGGCAACGUCUGAAACGAGCUACUUCCCAGUGCCUCCAUGCCAGAUGAUGAAUGGGUUUGGAAUGGUCCAUUCAGAAUCCGAUCUCACCGACAUAAUCUCCUGCAACACUUCAGCUACCAAUUCUCCGAUUGUGGACCUGGAUUUCUCAAUUGAUCCAGCUGUUCAAGAUUCACAUUUCCCAUUUGACAAUCCUGGAUUUUUCAAUUAGUUCCCACUCAUAAUACUAAAUAAUUGUAUUGGGAUAGGUAUCAAUAUCAGCAAUAAGGUCUUGUAUUAGGUAGUAUCAACCGGAUAUCGGUAUCAAAAGAACAAAAUCUCAACAUUGAUACGUUUCUUAUUGGCCAAUAUUUAAAAUCCAGUUGCUGAUCCUUGCUACCAUAAAAUGAGAAAGAAAGGCUCGCUUGUACGUAUUAGUAAAUAAGUUUAUAAAUCCUGGCCUAGAA